UAUACAAGUUCACUUAUGAUAUAAAAAUUUAAUAAUAUAAUAAAGCAUUCACGUAUUUAUUUCAACUCACCAUAGAAAACAAGACAAUACAUAUAUUUAUAUAACUAUGUUGAAUAUGAUUUCAAAUAAUUUAAAUUGUAUUAUGAAAAACGCUUUAGAUCAAAUAUCAAUUAUAUUAAGGGAAGAACUAAAAUUCGACGAAAAAGUAGACUCGUGGCCAUUGAUGAAGACACCUUGGCCAAUUUUUUCCAUUCUUUUAAUAUAUGCACUGAUUGUGUUAAAAAUUGGUCCUAAGUUAAUGGAAAAUCGAAAACCAUUCAACUUGAAAUCUGUUAUGGUAGCUUAUAACCUUUUACAAGCUUUGUACAAUUGUUAUUUGAUCUCUGGAGUGUUUACAGUUCCUAAAGUAAUACCACAUAUUGUAUAUUAUUCAUGUCAUCCUGUUAUAUCCGAGAAUUAUGAACUAAUUACGCAAAAAUUUUACUUAUUUACGUGGCAUUUUAUUAUAACGAAGAUAUUUGAUUUAUCAGAUACUGUAUUUUUUGUUUUGAGGAAAAAACAAUCUCAUAUUUCUUUUUUACAUGUUUAUCAUCAUAUGAAUAUGGUUAUAACAUCUUGGAUAUUUUUGCGAUACAUUAAAGCUCAUAACGGAAUAUUUUGUGGACUUCUCAACUCGUUUGUCCACGUAGUAAUGUACAGUUAUUACUUUUUAGCAGCUUUAGGGCCACUCAUUCAAAAAUAUUUAUGGUGGAAAAUAUAUAUUACUCGUCUACAAAUAAUUCAAUUUAUAAUUGGAUUACUCUACAUGGCAUAUUUAGUGAUAAACAAUUGUACUUUUCCAAAAAUAUUUUCGUUUUACAUGACAGUUGAUGUUUUAUUAUUUUUGUAUUUAUUUUUGAAAUUUUACAAAAAAACUUACAGUGAAAAAACUAAAGAUCAAUAAAUUUACAAUACUGAACUCACAGUAACCAUUUGAUACUAAUUUAAGCCUUCCAAAGUAAUUUAAUAUAACCUUAUAUCAAGUCACACAUUAAAAUUAGAACUCAUGCUCGAAACAAUAAAUAAAACUACAUUAAAGAAAAAAAUUAUACAAAAUUAAUAUUUUUAUUCCUUAACAAAAACUUAAAUUUAAAAAUAUUUAGUAGUAUUUAUAGUAUCAAAUUCAUAUUAAUUUUGUAAAGAAAGAUGUAUAACAUAUUGAAAAAUUGAUAGAAUAAAAUA
Molecule: messenger RNA, 1221 nt
Organism: Daktulosphaira vitifoliae (grape phylloxera)
Lineage: Eukaryota; Metazoa; Arthropoda; Insecta; Hemiptera; Phylloxeridae
Product: elongation of very long chain fatty acids protein 4-like
Exons: 9
Coding region: 107-943 (278 amino acids)
Biological process (GO): fatty acid elongation, saturated fatty acid; very long-chain fatty acid biosynthetic process; fatty acid elongation, monounsaturated fatty acid
Cellular component (GO): endoplasmic reticulum membrane
Molecular function (GO): fatty acid elongase activity
Source: RefSeq, a predicted model, not a curated record